This is a messenger RNA of Aegilops tauschii subsp. strangulata, 1679 nucleotides long. The record is from RefSeq and is a predicted model, not a curated record. Lineage: Eukaryota; Viridiplantae; Streptophyta; Magnoliopsida; Poales; Poaceae.
CGCGUUGACGUGUGCAUAGCAGCGUUGUUAUCCUAGCCCGUAAACCUCCCACACCACACCUCCAAAGCUCGAAACUGCUCCACCGGCCAAAUGGUCCCGCUUGGGCGCCUUCCGGCGCUGCCGCUAGCGCGUGGCUCCACGCGCCGCCGCCUCCUCGCCGCCGGGGCCUCCGCCGCCUCACCGCUCCCAUGGCCGGGCCUUCACACCUGGCGCCGGGCCCCUCCCAGCGACCUCCGCUCGUGGGGCCCCAACGGGCCCUGCGCCCCGAACACUGACAAAGCGGGACCUCCAGAAGCCGCCGCCGGAGUUGGCCACGGCUCGUCCUUGGCCGAGAUGGGCGCCCUCGUGCUGUCCACCGCCGACCCCCUCGCCAAGGCGCACCUCACCCACGCCGCCUUCUCCCGGUGGGCGGCAGGCGGGCUCCCCGUGGGCCUCGCCCGGGCCCCGGACCACCCCGCCAGGCCGGAAAAGCCCCUCGCGGUGACUCAGAAGGAGGUCCCCACGCACAAGGCGAUGGGGGUGCCGCUAAACGCGUACAUGCUCCACAACCUGGCGCACGUCGAGCUCAAUGCCAUCGACCUUGCUUGGGAUACUGUGGUGCGGUUCUCGCCGCUCCGGGACACCCUGGGAGAUGGCUUCUUUGCGGACUUUGCGCGUGUGGCUGACGAUGAGAGCCGGCAUUUUCGGUGGUAUUCACAGCGGCUUGCCGAGCUUGGGUUCAGAUAUGGUGAUAUGCCUGUCCACAAUCUUUUGUGGAGGGAGUGUGCAAAAUCCGCAAGUGAUGUUUCUGCACGGAUGGCAGUUAUACCUCUAGUACAGGAAGCUAGAGGCCUUGAUGCUGGACCAAGACUAGUCCAAAAGUUAAUUGGCUUUGCGGACCAUAGAUCUGCAGACAUUGUGGCAAAAGUAGCAGAGGAAGAGCUUGCACAUGUUUCUGUAGGUUUAUAUUGGUUCCUGAAAGUAUGCGAAAUGAUGGGCCGUGUCCCUGGUGCUGCUUUUAGAGAUCUGAUAAAGGAGCAUGAUGUUGUAAUGAGGGGUCCAUUUAACUAUCAGUCUCGUGAUGAAGCUGGUAUACCUCGAGAAUGGUAUGACGAGGCGCUUAAACCUGAAGUUGCAAGCAAUCUUUCAGAGGUGCAUGAUAGGCUAGCAUGUGUUGUUGAGAUGGAGAAAGAGAAUGCUAGUUUGAAUGGCUAAAAUCUCACCUGAUGAAUACUUGAGAGACUUGGAAAAAAAACUCACUAAGUGUUCAAGUUGUUGACAGUGGGUCCUGCCUGCCAGUUGGCUUCACAAGCCAGGGAUUAGGGACGCACAAAGUUUCCUUAGCCUCAAAGUUUUUGAUGGGCUACAAACCCAUAAUUAGGAAUGCAAGUUGGGCAGGGGUAUCCCCUGCCCCAUCCUAGUUAUUUUGCUUCACAACUAAUACAAGGACUAUGGACAACAAUUAGCAGGAAGUAAACCACCAAUUGAAUGAAAUGGAUGGAUGCAUUGAUUGAGCCACUUUCAUCCCCUUUGCCAGAAUAGCGAUCCUGAAAAAAUUACAGUCUAAUAUACACCUGCUCAAACAUCAAGGACAAAAUGUACCUGCAUAUUCUUUUUUAUGUAUGUGCAUUCCACAACACGCAACAUGCAGACCUCAUGUAGUAAUUUUUCCUUAUUUUUUUUACUCAAUAUAAGUUUGA